This is a messenger RNA of Mesorhabditis spiculigera, 1053 nucleotides long. Lineage: Eukaryota; Metazoa; Nematoda; Chromadorea; Rhabditida; Rhabditidae. The record is from the annotation of a GenBank genome assembly.
AUGUUACAGCUCGGAUGGCUGCUACUCUUUUUCAUACAAGCUUCUAGUCAAGAAGAUGUCCCAAAAUUCGCCCGUGGUGCCAUCUAUCACGUGGUCGACGUCGGCGAGACGUUCGCAGAGCGUCGUGAUGCCUGCCCGCGCGGCCUUUUCGCCGUCCACGAGGAGCGUGACUUCUUCAGCGCGGCGCAACUCGUCACAGGCGAUCCUAAUAACUGCGGGGGCGGCGUCUGCAAGAAGAACAUCUUCCUCGGCAUUGAGACGAACGGAACCACUUGGAAAAACCACGAUCCGAUGAUCAGCCGCCCGCUCGGCCUCAAUCCACAGUCGGUUGGCGAGUGCACGCGCAUCGUCUAUUUUGGUGAAUCUUCUAUGGCCGCCGAAAAUUAUUGGUACUACGACCACCAUUGUGACGACUCGACGGUUGUACUUUGCAAAGCACGUGGUCCUGAUGUUGUUGCGCGGAAGAUGUUUUACGACGCGGAUCGGGUGAGCCCGUACCUCUGGCUCGCGCUCAUCAUUACAGCAUCAAUGUCUAUUGGGAUGCUGGCUGUGGUCAUCUUGCUGUACAUCGACGUGAAGAAGCGACAACUCGGCUUAUUUUACCAAAUUUCCUCGAAGAUUGUCGGCUUGAGCCGAACGGUGGACAUGAUGGGCCUGCCGCAGGAGAUGCUCGUCAAGUUCACCAAGGCCAUCUCCACGACGCCGCAAAUCGUCCAGGCCGAUCGGGAGCUACGCAAUCGAUUGCUGGAGGAAGAAGCCUUCUCCGACUCGCCCCUCUACGGGUUACCGCUGGAUCCGGGCCUCAAGUGGAAGCUGGAGAAGACGGGCGAAGCACACGUAGCUGACAGCAGACCGUCUGACGACAAUCUUCUCCCCCAGCGCGUUCCGUCUCCACCAGUGAAAUCUGAACAAACGCCGGCCAGUAUCAAGAUCGACUCGGCAAUUCUCGUACCAUCGCCUGCGAGGGCUCAACCUAGCGGUGAAGCAGCAGAGGCUAUUGAAGACGAGGGAACGAAGCCAUCGACACCCAAAAAGGGGCAUGACGGCAAGACG